Messenger RNA from Cicer arietinum (chickpea), 1358 nucleotides. Its product is annotated as homeobox protein SBH1-like. Gene Ontology annotation, cellular component: nucleus. Gene Ontology annotation, biological process: regulation of DNA-templated transcription. The record is from RefSeq and is a predicted model, not a curated record. NCBI's taxonomy places the organism in Eukaryota, Viridiplantae, Streptophyta, Magnoliopsida, Fabales, Fabaceae. Gene Ontology annotation, molecular function: DNA binding; DNA-binding transcription factor activity, RNA polymerase II-specific.
AUUGGGAAGGAAAACUCUGAGUUAAGUUGCAGAUACACACGUUAUCUACCCUCUCUGUCUCCACCUGCUCUUUAUUACACUUCCCUCUUUCCACCUUUUUCUUCUCUCUAUCAACCCCAAAUAUCCCUAUUCCUCUGACUCUCUCUUCUCUUUCUUUUUACCUUCUUUUCCGGGGGAGACUCUUUCUCUCCACUCUCUUCUUUUUAAGGGUUUGGAGGAAACAACAGUUUCAGUGAGUUUUGUUCUAUGGAUCAUCAUCAUCAUCCUAUGAAUAUCAUGAACAUUAAUAUGGAUACAACUAAUAGGAAGUUUCAUUCUUUUCCUCUCACCACCAACAACUCUUCUCUUCAACAACAUCAUCAUAACUAUAACAACACUGCUAAUGUUGUUGUUAGAGAUAAAAUCAUGGCUCAUCCUCUCUUUCCUCGUCUCUUGUCCUCUUACCUCAAUUGUUUGAAGGUUGGAGCACCUCCUGAAGUGGUGGCUAGCUUAGAGGAAUCAUGUGCAAAAUGUGAAACAUUGAAUGGAUCAGGAAGGACAGGAAGUAGUUGUUUAGGUGAAGAUCCAGCUUUGGAUCAGUUCAUGGAAGCUUAUUGUGAGAUGCUUAUUAAGUAUGAGCAAGAACUCACUAAACCCUUCAAAGAAGCCAUGCUUUUCCUCUCAAGAAUUGAGUCUCAGCUUAAGGCUCUUGCUGUUUCAACUGACUUUGGUCAAAGUGAAUCACCUUCACAUAAUGAGAUUGAUAUGCAUGAAAACAACCUAGAUACACAAGCUGAAGAUCAAGAAUUGAAAGUGCAACUAUUGCGCAAGUAUAGUGGAUAUUUAGGAAGCCUCAAGAAAGAGUUUUUGAAGAAGAAAAAGAAUGGAAAGUUACCAAAGGAAGCUAGGCAACAACUACUAGAUUGGUGGAACAGGCAUUACAAAUGGCCUUACCCAUCGGAAUCCCAAAAGCAAGCACUUGCAGAAUCUACAGGACUAGAUUUGAAGCAAAUAAACAAUUGGUUCAUAAAUCAGAGAAAACGUCACUGGAAGCCUUCUGAGGAUAUGCAAUUUGCUGUGAUGGAUGCAACAAAUUACUAUAUGGAAAAUGUCAUGUGCAAGCCUUUUCCCAUGGAUGCCAUGCCUAUGCUUCUUUAGAACUCUUCAUCCAAAACCCUAGCUAUUUAUUUUACCUUAGCUUUCUCAAGGUACAAUAUAUAUUAUUAAUAUGUAUUGUAAUUUUACUUUAACCUUUAGAAAGGAGUGCAUGGAAAAUCUCCCUAAACUACAUCUAUUAGAGUGAACUUAAAUCUAAUUGUACAAGCUAUUAUGCUUAUUGCUUACUAGUAAUUAUGGAGCAAUUGUAUGUGCUAUUUCUA